Messenger RNA from Penicillium oxalicum, 2232 nucleotides. RefSeq names its product transcriptional repressor TCF25 family protein. The record is from RefSeq and is a predicted model, not a curated record. Gene Ontology annotation, cellular component: RQC complex. Bases 1 to 2232 code for a protein of 743 amino acids. Gene Ontology annotation, biological process: rescue of stalled cytosolic ribosome; ribosome-associated ubiquitin-dependent protein catabolic process. NCBI's taxonomy places the organism in Eukaryota, Fungi, Ascomycota, Eurotiomycetes, Eurotiales, Aspergillaceae. The transcript has a single exon.
AUGUCUUCGCGUGCGAUUCGGAAGUUACAGAAAUUGCGUGAGCGAGAAUUGCAACAAAGGCAACAAAGUGAAGAUACAUCGAGCGACGAUGAAGCCCCGCGCCCCGCAAAGCCAAAAUUGAAUGCGUUUGACCUUCUUAACACCGGGGAUGACGAUAAUGACGAUGGAAACGAGUCCGAUGAACCUGCGAAUGAGCCUGCCCUGAAUCUGUCCGAACCCGAUUCCCCGUCCAAUGAGACCAAGAACGCCAGCAAGAAGAAGAAAAAGAAGAAGAAGAACAAAGCCAAGCCCACCGCCUCAAGCAAGCCAGACACCCGAGAAUCCGAUGAAGAACUUGAUGAGAUCGAUCGAGCUCUCAAGGAGCUUGCUACUGAAGGGCGGGCUGCAACGGGUACAGGGCAAGCACAGACGACAACGGAUUCUCUGGAUGCUUCGUUCCCCAAGACAACCAGCGAACUCCUUGCGGUUGAUCCCAAGUUCUUAAAUGCCACAAACGAAAUGAAGCGUCUGUUCGGCAACGUUGUUCUGGAAAACUUUGAUCAACCAGCGGGUACGGGUACUGGUCGUCGACGGGAGCGCAAUCGAGAAACGGUUGACCUCGGCCAAGCGUUGACGGGCCGAUACAGUCCCGCCAGUAGGGGACAGAGCUUGGCCGGAGUGACACUUCGACGGAAUAUCCUCAUGCAAGGGAAGGAUGAUUGGCCUCGAGCGCCAAGCGGAGGACUCGGCAUGGAACUUGAAGAGAAAAUGACUUCUGGUGCUACCCUGUACCGCAUCGUCCAUAAUGCUGCCUAUGAAGAUGUCCAGAGGCAGUUUGAGCUCUGCGUCGAAUCCAUGGAUCCUCAGCGCCUGAUCCAUCACUUGCAAUACAAUCCUUAUCACAUCUCGACCUUGUUGCAGGUGUCCGAGAUCGCGAAACACCAAAGCGAUCACGCAGUGUCCGCCGAUCUCCUCGAGCGAGCACUCUUCAACAUUGGACGGUCGGCCCAUUCAUCAUUCAACACACGCCUCAGAGAAGGCCAGGCCCGGCUGGACUUUUUGUACAUGGAAAAUCGUGAGUUAUGGUUGGUGGGUUGGAGGUACAUUGCAAACCUGGGCAUGAAAGGAACGUGGAGAACCGCGUAUGAGUGGGCAAAACUUUUACUGAGUCUGAAUGACUCCGAUCCCUAUUGCAUGAAACUUAUUAUAGACCACCUGGCACUGCGGGGUCGGGAAUAUGGUCAAUUUGUGGAUCUCUGCACUCAAACGCGAUUUAGUCGUGACUGGGCUGAGCUUCCAAACAUUCAAUGCUCAUUGGUCAUGGCGUAUCUGCGCUUGAGCAAGCCUCAGGAAUGUCGCCGUCAGCUUCACCACGCCAUGUCUCGUUGGCCAUGGGUGUUCAAUCGAAUGGCUCAGGAGUUAGAUCUUCAGCACAUUCCGAAGCAGAUUUGGGGCAAGAUGCCCCCCACUGCAUCUCAUGAGCUUCUGACCGAGCUAUACAUUGUCCGUUCCAAGGAUCUCUGGAACACACCGGAGGCUGUCUCGCUCAUUGUGGAGGUUGCCGACACGCUGUCGGAUGAACCACACUCUAUAGAACCUCCAGAGAUCACGUUGGAUAUGGCUCGUCAUGUCGUGCUCUCCGACAUUCCCAAGGUGACCACUCACCUUCCCACUCGUUUCGUUUCGGGUCGCAUGUCUGCAUCUGAUCCCUUGCCCCCCUAUGAUUCAGACGCCUACCGCCAACAGAGCGAUCCGACCCCAUCCUAUCUCGCCCAGGUUCCACAGGCUGGCCAGCCCCAAUGGCUCCGCGAUUUCAUGGGACAACUGCAGAAUGGCGGUGGCAUUCGAUUCCCUUGGCUGCAACGCGGUGACAUGGAGGGAGACGAGGAAGAAAUUGCGGGAGACGGCGGGAACGUCGACGGUGGUGGUCCCGGGAAUCCGUCCUCGGAAGGCCGAGCCCGCCCCUUGGCUGUCGACCAGCAAGUCAUCGAGCAAUGGCUUGUGAAUGACGGUCUCGAGGCCUUGGAGAUCUUCUUCCACCGAAAUGGAGUUGAUCGCGGGAACUGGGGGGACGUCGUGGAUUAUAGUCCACUCACCGAGUAUCUCGAGGCUCUUGAGCAGAUCCAGCCAGAAACUUCUCGACUGCCCAUUCUACACGGAAUUGUCCAGGAGGUGAUUGGAGAGAUUGCGGUCUCCGUCCUGGAGGAUGAGCUGGAAAUGAUGGAAGAGGAGCGGGCUGCUGAGGACGAAUAG